AUGGAAGGGUUAGCUAUCAGAGCAUCUCGACCAUCAAUUUUGUGCUCUCUUCAUCUUGGCGGUGAUUCUCAUCGACGACAUCUAAGUGACGGUUACCUCAGGCUGCUGGUGUCGUCGAAUGCAGCAGCUAACAUAAAGUUUGUCGCGAGUUCAGUUUCUUUUCGUCCAGUCUCCGCCAUCAAUGUGUCUGCACAAGCUUCCCUCACCGCCGAUGUCCCCGCCCUUUCAGACAACAUCGUGUGGCACGAGAGUUCCAUAUGCAGAUGCGACCGACAACAGCUUCUUCAACAAAAGGGUUGUGUCAUUUGGAUCACUGGUCUCAGCGGUUCAGGGAAAAGCACUGUUGCGUGUGCGCUAAGUAAAGCAUUAUUUGAAAGAGGCAAACUUACUUACACACUCGAUGGCGAUAAUGAACGUCAUGGACUUAACCGGGACCUCACUUUCAAAGCUGAGGAUCGUACCGAAAACAUACGCAGGAUCGGUGAGGUGGCUAAGCUGUUUGCUGAUGUUGGAGUCAUUUGUAUAGCAAGUUUGAUUUCUCCAUACCGGAGAGACAGAGACGCUUGCCGGUCUCUGUUGCCGGAAGGCGACUUCGUGGAGGUUUUCAUGGACGUUCCUCUAUCUGUGUGCGAGUCAAGAGAUCCAAAGGGGUUGUACAAGCUCGCACGUGUCGGCAAGAUCAAAGGCUUUACUGGAAUCGAUGACCCUUACGAGGCACCACUGAAUUGCGAGGUCGUGCUGAAACACACAGGACACGACGUUUCUUGUUCGCCACGUCAGAUGGCUGAAAACAUCAUCUCUUACUUGCUAGACAAAGGUUACCUUGAAGGCUAAGUCAAAUCUGAAAAAUCGAAGAGAAAAAAAAACAAUAGAUUUUUCUUUUGUAACACAACAAUAGAUUUUAUAAUGGUUAAAUGAUUGCUCUCUCUCUCUCUCUGGUUCUCUCGUAAGCUUGAGACGUGAUAUACGACGGUGUCUCGCUUUUCAUCCUAUCAUUUGUUCUUGAAUUGUGUUAAACUCGAGAUCCAGAGGAAGGAAACAUGUAUAUUUCUUUUAUUUCUAAUUAGCAUUUAGUUCCUUAGUAGAGAGUUGUUUAUUGCUUAAUGU
Messenger RNA from Raphanus sativus (radish), 1107 nucleotides. RefSeq names its product adenylyl-sulfate kinase 2, chloroplastic-like. The coding region runs from base 1 to 834 and encodes 277 amino acids. NCBI's taxonomy places the organism in Eukaryota, Viridiplantae, Streptophyta, Magnoliopsida, Brassicales, Brassicaceae. The transcript is spliced from 6 exons. The record is from RefSeq and is a predicted model, not a curated record. Gene Ontology annotation, biological process: sulfate assimilation. Gene Ontology annotation, molecular function: ATP binding; adenylylsulfate kinase activity.